UCCGCACGCUGCUGCCAGGACCCGUGCCCGCCCCGCCUCCAGCUCUCGUCUCUGUCGAGGUGGAGGCGGCCGGUGACCUGCUGCCGGCUGCCGCCCAGGAGGCUGUGGGCCGCGGCGGUCUUCGAGAUUUGAGCGGAGGAUGCAAGAGCGUCCCGCGGAGGCCGGACGGGCGUAAGGGUGGCAGAGAGCGGCGCCGGGGGCGCUCCGGCGGGGCCCAGACCGCGGGACGCUCGGGCGCGCCGGCCUGUGGCGGGCUCCAGAGGCCGCCGUUGCCGGGACCGCCGGCCCCAGCCCGAGCCGGUAGAGGGCUCUGCCGGGGCCUGGCGCUCGGGUUGCCGCAGCGUGCGUGGAGCUGUGUUGGAGCCUCCUUCCCUGGAGGAGCGAGGCCCCUGCGGCGCCGGGCCGUUUCUCUGAGGGCGUUGGAAGCGCGCCGCGAUGAGGAGCCGGAGUAACUCCGGCGUCCGGCUGGACGGCUACGCUAGGCUGGUGCAGCAGACCAUCCUGUGCCAUCAGAAUCCUGUGACUGGCUUGCUUCCAGCCAGCUAUGAUCAGAAAGAUGCCUGGGUCCGGGACAAUGUGUACAGCAUCUUGGCUGUGUGGGGUUUGGGCCUGGCCUAUCGGAAGAACGCAGACCGAGAUGAGGAUAAGGCAAAGGCCUAUGAACUGGAGCAGAGUGUAGUGAAGCUGAUGAGGGGACUGCUGCACUGCAUGAUAAGACAGGUGGAUAAGGUAGAAUCUUUCAAGUAUAGUCAGAGUACCAAGGAUAGCCUCCAUGCCAAGUAUAACACCAGAACCUGUGCCACUGUAGUGGGUGAUGAUCAGUGGGGACACCUGCAGUUGGAUGCUACCUCUGUGUACCUGCUCUUCCUAGCACAAAUGACUGCCUCAGGACUUCAUAUCAUCCACAGCCUAGAUGAAGUCAAUUUCAUACAGAACCUUGUAUUUUACAUUGAAUCUGCAUAUAAAACUGCUGACUUUGGGAUAUGGGAACGUGGAGACAAGACCAACCAAGGGAUCUCAGAAUUGAAUGCCAGUUCAGUUGGAAUGGCAAAGGCAGCCCUGGAAGCAUUAGAUGAACUGGACCUGUUUGGUGUGAAAGGUGGGCCCCAAUCAGUUAUCCAUGUCCUAGCUGAUGAAGUACAACACUGCCAGUCUAUCCUUAAUUCAAUACUCCCCCGGGCUUCAACAUCCAAAGAGGUUGAUGCUAGUCUACUUUCAGUUGUUUCCUUCCCAGCCUUUGCAGUAGAGGAUAACCAGUUGGUGGAGCUCACAAAACAGGAAAUCAUCACCAAGCUUCAGGGUCGUUAUGGUUGCUGUCGCUUUCUACGAGAUGGAUAUAAAACUCCUAAAGAGGAUCCCAAUCGUCUGUACUAUGAACCAGCUGAGCUGAAGUUAUUUGAAAACAUUGAGUGUGAGUGGCCAUUGUUCUGGACGUACUUUAUCCUUGAUGGAGUCUUCAGUGGCAAUGUAGAACAGGUUCAAGAAUACAGAGAGGCUCUUGAAGCAGUCCUCAUCAAGGGCAAAAAUGGAGUCCCACUUCUGCCAGAGCUGUAUAGUGUUCCUCCUGACAAGGUUGAUGAAGAAUAUCAGAAUCCUCACACUGUGGACCGAAUCCCCAUGGGCAAGUUGCCUCAUAUGUGGGGUCAGUCUCUAUACAUCUUAGGAAGCUUGAUGGCAGAGGGAUUUUUAGCUCCUGGAGAAAUUGAUCCCCUGAAUCGUAGGUUUUCUACUGUACCAAAGCCAGAUGUUGUGGUUCAAGUUUCCAUUCUAGCUGAGACAGAAGAAAUCAAGGCCAUUUUGAAGAACAAGGGAAUUGACGUGGAGACCAUUGCUGAGGUGUAUCCCAUCAGAGUACAACCAGCUCGUAUUCUCAGCCAUAUUUAUUCCAGCCUAGGAUGCAACAGUAGAAUGAAACUCAGUGGACGACCCUACAGACACAUGGGAGUCCUUGGAACUUCAAAACUCUAUGACAUUCGGAAAACUAUCUUUACCUUCACUCCACAGUUUAUAGACCAGCAACAGUUCUACUUGGCUCUGGACAACAAGAUGAUAGUGGAAAUGCUUAGAACAGACCUCUCCUACCUCUGUAGCCGCUGGAGGAUGACAGGCCAGCCCACUAUCACCUUCCCCAUCUCACACACCAUGCUUGAUGAAGAUGGAACCAGCUUGAAUUCAAGUAUCCUGGCAGCACUCCGAAAAAUGCAGGAUGGUUAUUUUGGUGGGGCAAGGGUUCAAACAGGUAAAUUGUCACAGUUUUUGACAACAUCUUGCCGCACACAUUUGAGCUUCAUGGACCCCGGACCUGAGGGUAAGCUGUACAGUGAAGAUUACGAUGACAACUAUAAUGAGCUGGAAUCUGGCGACUGGAUGGAUGACUAUGGUUCAAGCAGUAAUGCUCGCUGUGGUGAUGAAGUUGCUCGUUAUUUAGAUCACCUUUUGGCGCACACUCCUCCCCAUCCUAAACUAGCCCCUACCUCACAGAAGGGAGGGCUAAAUCGGUUCCAAGCUGCUGUGCAAACAACCCGCGACUUAAUGUCCUUGGUGACCAAGGCCAAGGAGCUGCAUGUACAGAAUGUUCACAUGUAUCUUCCUACAAAGAUAUUUCAGGCUUCCCGGCCUUCAUUCAACUUACUUGACUCACUUCAUCAUCCACGAGAGGACCAGGUUCCCUCUGUUCGUGUAGAAAUACAUCUUCCUAGAGACCGGUCCGGGGAGGUGGAUUUCAAAGCAUUGGUUUCACAGUUGAGGGAGACCUCCAGCUUACAGGAGCAAGCUGAUAUCCUCUACAUGCUGUAUACUAUGAAAGGACCUGACUGGGACACUGGAUUGUAUGAUGAAGGGAGUGCAACAGUCAGAGAGCUGCUCACUGAACUAUAUGGCAAAGUUGGAGAAAUUCGUCACUGGGGCCUGAUUCGAUACAUCUCUGGAAUCUUAAGGAAGAAGGUGGAAGCACUCGAUGAGGCCUGCACAGACCUUCUCUCCCACCAGAAACAUUUGACAGUAGGGCUCCCUCCAGAACCUCGAGAGAAGACCAUCUCUGCACCUCUGCCCUAUGAAGUACUUACUCGGCUGAUAGAUGAAGCCAGUGAGGGGGACAUGAACAUUUCAAUCCUUACACAGGAAAUAAUGGUAUAUCUAGCCAUGUAUAUGCGAACUCAACCUGGCCUCUUUGCUGAAAUGUUUCGACUUCGAAUUGGACUGAUCAUACAAGUUAUGGCAACAGAACUGGCCCACUCCCUUCGAUGUUCAGCUGAGGAAGCCACGGAUGGCCUGAUGAAUCUCAGUCCUUCAGCCAUGAAGAACCUCCUGCAUCACAUUCUCAGUGGCAAGGAGUUUGGAGUGGAACGAAGUGUUCGUCCCACUGAUUCAAAUGUCAGCCCUGCUAUUUCUAUCCAUGAGAUUGGUGCUGUUGGAGCAACCAAAACGGAACGAACUGGGAUCAUGCAGUUGAAAAGUGAGAUAAAGCAGGUGGAAUUUCGUAGACUGUCUAUCUCAACUGAGAGUCAGUCACCUGGAACUUCUUUGACUCCAAAGAAUGGGUCCCUUACUAGUACAUAUGGUCAACAUCCAUCUAAAGAUAGUCGUCAGGGUCAAUGGCAACGCCGAAGAAGGCUGGAUGGAGCACUGAACAGAGUCCCAGUUGGGUUUUAUCAAAAAGUAUGGAAAGUUUUGCAGAAGUGUCAUGGACUUUCUGUGGAAGGUUUUGUGCUUCCUUCUUCCACUACUAGAGAGAUGACUCCAGGCGAGAUUAAAUUCUCUGUUCAUGUGGAGUCGGUUCUGAAUCGUGUACCUCAGCCAGAGUACCGCCAGCUUCUGGUUGAAGCCAUCCUUGUACUCACCAUGAUGGCAGAUAUUGAAAUUCAUAGUAUCGGAAGCAUCAUUGCUGUGGAAAAAAUAGUGCACAUUGCCAAUGACUUGUUCGUUCAAGAACAGAAAACCCUCGGUGCAGAUGAUAUCAUGUUGGCAAAGGAUCCUGCGUCUGGCAUCUGUACUCUCCUGUAUGACAGUGCACCCAGUGGCAGAUUUGGCACCAUGACCUACCUCUCCAAGGCAGCCGCCACCUACGUUCAGGAGUUCCUGCCCCACAGCAUCUGUGCCAUGCAAUGAGGCCUUUGGGCCCUGGCUGCUGGGAGCUUUUUGACAGCCUGUUCCUGCCUUGGUUGAUUGUGCAUGUAACUGAAAUGCAAUGACCUGAUCACUCCCACCCUGCCCCUUUCCAUCCCAUCUCUCUCAAGAAGAGCGAACUUUUCUGAUAAACUAACUGCUUUGGAAGAAAUGAACCCUUGCCUGGAGGCAUAUGCUCACCCAGGCACUUCAUCGUGGGCCUUAAUUCUCUCAUGGCUCAUAAAAGUUUGCAUGUGUUUUUAUUCUCUAGAUCUGUUACCAACUUAGUUUUCUAACUCCUGUUUGGGGAGCAGGUAUUAAUAAUAACUUAUUCCUAAAGUUUGGUUUUUCUGAUGUGUGGUUUCAUUGUGUGACUGAGUGGUGGGUGCUUUGGGACAUUAUUUUAAGUGAGUAAACCCUAAAUUGUUGGAUUUUAUGCUGCUAUAAAUUGGAAAUAUUUUAUUCUAAGUGCCUUUUCUUAGAAGAGAGUACUGGAUCCUGGUUCCCUUCUUUACUCACAUGUUGCCUCACACUGAGUGAUGAACUCCUUUCUGUGUAAAAUUAUUGUCUCUGCUUUUGCCUUCUCUGUAUCUGCACACGUAAUUCCUACUCUCCCUUUGGUGAAAUAUCGAAAAAUGCAAGUGCAGUGUGUAUAUUUAAGUAUUUAACACUUGAAAUCACAUUUUAUGAAGAUGGCUACUGCUCAGAGAUGUGUUUGUAGCAGAAAAUGCAGAAUAAUCCAGAGAAAUGGAGCCAGGAGCCCAAUUCCAGAGAAGGGGGAAGAAGAGAAGAUGCCUAGGUAGUGUCUUACAGCGAGGAAGCAGAGGGGGAGUCAGGUGGGUUAGCGCCCUGAAGAGCACUUUGCGCACCCACUCCUUGCCUCUGAAGAGCAGGCCAACACACAAUACAGGGAAUAAUUGAAGCCUCCGUCUUUGUCAGACAGGAACCCAGCAGUCUGCUCUAUAGCUACUUUACUGAGCACUCCUUCCUUGUGCUCACCUGGUCUCUGUCUCACUCACCUAUUCACUUUCUACAGCAUCCAACCACCCCCCGCCAGCUCCCUGCCCUCCCAUCUAUUCUUAAACUCUCUCACUUACAUUUUCACUUCCCGAUUCUAGUGUUCAUAUCUAUGUAUAUCUUGGUAUCUGUGGGCAUAUAUCUGUUUCUUGUAAACACCUGCAUUUGUGUGUGUAUCUAAGCAUACAUGGGAUUUUUCUGAAUGUAAGUACUUUGAUAUGUUUGUAUAUCUAGCUGUAUCUAUAUUUGACAGACUGAGUAGGUAAAUAUGAGUGUUGUGGGGUGGGGGGUGGCAGGGAGGUGAGUGUGGCACAAACAUUCAGUCCAUAGCACUUUUCUUCUCCUGAUUUGUGUGUAAAGACUCUAUUAAUUUCCCUGUUUGCACUUAGAUAACUUCCUACUUCAAUCACCUCCUUUCCCUCAAAUUUUUCUCCAAGAAUGGGGAUCGGGCUGGUGGACUCCCUAGACAACUCUUACAGGGCCAGUGACAGUCUUAUGAGGUCAUGUGAGUAAGUGAGCAUAGUAGAGUGAUAGGAAACAGACACUGGAAAUGAAGAGAGGAUGGUCAGCCUUUUCAAUAUCUCUCUUAGAGCAAAUGAAAACACACAGUAAGUAGCUUUCUGAUUUUCUGGUCACUUAUAAAGAUAAUUUACAACCUGUCCUGAAACUGUUUGUCUUUUCACUGGCUGCAAGUUUACCCCAACCACAGGGAGUGCCACAGGGGAAAGCCACCACUCCCUUCCAUGCAAAUUUGCAUAAAAUGACACUGAUGGCUGCAUUUCUCUGGGUUUACUAAGUUGUCAAUCACUAUGCUUCCCAUACAAUGCUAUUUCACUUUUAAAGCAACUUUUUAGAAAACUUAAUUCAUAUUUUGUUCAUUUUAAGCAUGUGAUACUAAAAGACAUGUUGGACUUUUUUUAAAAGCACUUAUGUUUUGAAAAUAGAAUAAAAAAUUAGAAUUUCCAAUUAAA
Equus caballus (horse) is the source of this 6092-nucleotide messenger RNA. NCBI's taxonomy places the organism in Eukaryota, Metazoa, Chordata, Mammalia, Perissodactyla, Equidae. The record is from RefSeq and is a predicted model, not a curated record.